CUCACUCCUCCUCCUCUCUCCGUGUCUCUCUCCAUCAGCAGAGCUCUGGAUGUUUGCUCUGACUCCAACAUGGCUGUGAAUCUCGGCAAGAACCGACUGGCCCUGCUCACCGCCUACCAGGACGUCAUCGACGAGAGCUCCGCCACCGACUGGGCCUUGUUUACAUACGAGGACGAGAGUAAUGAUUUGACACUUUUCGCGUCAGGAGUGGGAGGCGGCCUCCCGGAGAUCACGCUGACCUUCGACCAUGGGAAAGUGAUGUACGGCUUCUGCAGCCUGAAGGAGCCGAGCGCCGCUCUGCCACGAUACAUCCUCAUCAACUGGGUGGGGGAAGACGUGCCGGACGCCAGGAAGUGCGCCUGCGCCAGCCACGUGGCCACCGUCGCAGAAUUCCUCCAGGGCGUGGACGUCAUCAUCAACGCCAGCAGCCUGGAGGACAUCGACCCGUCGGCCAUCGGGCAGCGGCUGACCAACGGGGGGGUAGUGGUGGCCAGUCCGGUCCUGAGCCGCCUGAAGACCAGAGAGGACGAGCACGGAGACGUGGGAACAGUUUACGAGAAAACCAACGCAGAGGUGGAAAUGAAGAAAAUCAAUCGAGAGGAGUUUUGGGAGCAGGCCAAGCGGGAGGAGGAGCUGAGGAAGGAGGAGGAGCGUAAGAAGCUGGCGGAGGAGCGUCAGCGUUUCGAGGAGGAGCGGAUGGAGCUGGAGAGGAAGGAGCAGGAGAGCCGCGAGCAGAGGUACCGAGAGAGGGAGCUUCAGAUCGAGGAUCACAGGAAGAAGCUGCUGGAGGAGGAAGAGGCCAAAGAGCGGCUGAAGAACCAGGAGAAGAUGGCAGCGGAGGCGAGCCUCGAGGACCUGAACCUGGACAAGAAGGAGACGGAGGUGGAGGAGGCGAAGGCCAUCAUCGCCCAGCGCUCAGGAAACCCCCGGGAGUUCUUCAAGCAGAAGGAACGAGCCAUGACCAUCAGCGUGGACACCUCGCCCGUCUCCGUCCACAGACCCGGCCGGUUGGACAGCCCGUUCUUGAAGCAGCAGCACAGUCCCUGCAGUCCGCCGCGGGGCCCCUCCCCCCUCCGCACGCCGCCUCACGCACGGACGCAGCACGCCGCUGCAGCCGGGGACGAUGACCACGAAGCGAGCACAGAGCAGAACAUGGCCGCCGGGUCGCCCAUCCCCAGAAUCAUCACCACAGCCAUCAAAGAGGAUCUGAGCCGAGAGGAGGAGGAUGAGAGAGACGUGUGGGACCCGGCCCCGAAGCGGGACCCGAAGCCGGCGGUGCAGGAGUCCCCGUCCUCGAAGCCGGUGCAGAGCGUCGCCCCUCAGGCCCGCGACUCCUCCGGCUUCAACGUGUGGGAAUCUGGGACGGACCGACUGGUCAACCUGUGGGACAGCAGCUGCGACCCCCCCACCGACCCCACCCAGACCUCCCAGUCCUCCAACCUGGUGGACCUGAUGGCCGGUGACAACGUCCUGCCCAGUGCCGCCGCCGCCAGCCGGCCUCAGCCCCUCCUCAGCUUUGACGAGAUGAUCGACGGCUCCUUCUGCUCGGGCCCCGGGGCCGAGGACGACCCGUCCAGUCUGGUGGACGUGACCAGCUCGGACCAGAUGACCCUCAGCUACCAGCAUGCACUGCAGCAUGUGUCCGAGGGGGGGCAGCAGGCGGAUGACGGACAGCUCCUGAUGACCAAUGGGGAGAUGCUGCUGAAAGAAGGGACGCAGGCGAGCGAGGGAUACUUCAGCCAAUCACAGGAGGACGAAUUUGGCCAAUCAGAGGAAUCCUCAGCCAAACCAGUGCCGGUCUUUUAUAACAAGCCACCAGAGAUUGACAUUACGUGCUGGGACACAGAUCCCGUGGUCGAUGAAGACGACGACUAACCGACCAAUCGCACGCCGCCCGUCGGACCAAGAGGAAGUAGGAAGUUCGUGAAGAAAUCUUUUCUAGAAAAAAAAGAAAACAAACAAAUAAUAGCAAGUUCUGCAUCAAACUACUUGUGUAUAAUCUUUUAGAGAAACGAAACAGUAGCCACAGAAAAAGACGUUUGAUUUAAAAAGUUCGCGGCUCAGUUCUGUUUUAUUUUCUGUGUUUGUUAUUUUAUUUAUUUGUUUUUUCUUCUUCUUUUUUUUUCGCUAUGCAGAUGUCACCGCUCCGGGGACGUUUGUUUUGUGUACAUGAUUAACGACACGUUAACGUAGCGCACUGCUGCAGAGUAGAGACGAGGGCGGCGAGUGUGACGGCGACACACACACCAGCUCUGUAGUGCUUUAAUAACACAUUAUACAACUAAUACAACGCAUCAUUACAGCUCCUGUGUUCCUCCUCUUCACUCCCUCUUUCUUUGCGCUCCUCUUUUUCACCUCCCCCCCUUCCUCCCUCCAACACUUAGCAAGUCACUUAAUCUUGUAUUUAUCGCUAAAAGAAGCAGAAAAGAACACGGUGGAAUCUUUUAUUUAUUCUGGUGUAUCUGAAACUCCUGAAUCACGUCAGCCUGUGGCUCCCUGUCGACCUUUUUCACUCCUUUUGUAUGAUUUUACGACUGAAUUCAAGAUUAAAUGGCUUGUGAAUCCUC
Molecule: messenger RNA, 2567 nt
Organism: Platichthys flesus (European flounder)
Lineage: Eukaryota; Metazoa; Chordata; Actinopteri; Pleuronectiformes; Pleuronectidae
Gene: dbn1
Product: drebrin 1
Exons: 15
Coding region: 70-1875 (601 amino acids)
Biological process (GO): postsynaptic actin cytoskeleton organization; positive regulation of dendritic spine morphogenesis; positive regulation of axon extension
Cellular component (GO): lamellipodium; plasma membrane; dendrite
Molecular function (GO): actin filament binding
Source: RefSeq, a predicted model, not a curated record